AUGCAGAACGGACAGGGAAGGAAGGAGUCGCUUUUGGAUCCAGCCAGUGGUGUCACUGCCAAUUACACUCUCCCCGGAAUCAUGCAGUAUUUGCAAUCACAAUUCACACAGGUAGAACGAAACAGAUUGCAGGGAGAGUUAGAGAGAAGCUCCCUCAAAAUGAAGAUUAUUGAGUUGGAGAACGAUAGAAAUAUGCUAAUCAGGAAAAAUGAGAGAUUGGAAGGCACAAUUGAGCAACUUAAGCUGGAAAUCUCCCAACUGAAGGGUACUAAUCCAUCCUCAUCAGCUGUAUCAGAGAAAGAUCUGGACGUACUAGAAGGAAUCCAUUCAGUUGAUGUUUCCAAACUUGUAGAGGCAAAGAAGUUUUUGAAAGACGCAACCAAUGAAAUUUUGUACUUGCUUCAAACUCCGAAUGUGGAACUUGAAAAUAGUAUUUCGGAUUUUAACAGUAUGUCUGGGGUCUCUGAUUUGUUAUCUGGUAAGGAAAAUCAAAAUAAUUCAUUCUACAACUACUGUAACGCUUCCAACUAUGGUGACUCGCAAAAGGCACACAAUCUACAGAGAAGUGAGGACUCACCUUUUAAUAAUGAACAAACAAACUCGUCGAAUACCAUUUCUGGUACAGAACUAGAGCAACACUUGAACGAUAUCAUUACGGGUAAUGAUACGUCAGACAUUUCGGUGGCUGAGAGUGAUGCUGAAACCAUUGUAGAGGGAUUAACCAGUGAGUCGAACAAUGUCGCCAACACCGUCGACCUUGAUAGUGGCGAUGAUGAUGAUGAUGAUGAUGAUGACGAUGAUGAUGAUGAUGAUGACGAUGAUGAUGAUGAUGAAUUCGAUGAUGAUGAUGAUGACGAUGAUGAAGACGAUAAUGAAGAUGAAGAUGACGAUGAAGGGGACGAUAAUGAACGUAAAGCUGGUCACGUUCGUGAUCAUGCUACAGAUGAUACUUCUCCAGUCCAUAAAAAAAUGAAUAAUCAAGUAGUAGAUAGCGAGCUUAGCAAAAAUCAAAAGAAUAAACAAGUAAAGUUACUAAGGAAAAGUCCUAAAAUCAUAAAUGAUGGCUCUAUGAAGUUACCAGCCUUGUCAAUUCAGCUAAAUGAAAACUUAUCCGAAAUGGAACUCAAAAAUGGUAAACUGUUCACUUAUUAUGACAAAGAAAACCUCAUAAGGGUAUAUGAUGAUUUGUUGGAUUCACAUGAACCUGUAUGUGAAGUUAAGCUGCCUGAAUCAGGUUCCAUAGUUGAUAUUGUCACCAACGAAUUGUAUAUUUUGGUUGCUACUCCAGAUUCUAUAAUUGUGCAUCGACUCACUGAAAAUCCACCCUUAGUUAAAUCUGGUAUUGCUGCAAAAAGUAUUGAUUUAGACCAAAACAAAAUCGUUCUUGUCUCAAAUGAUAAAAUUGAAGUUCUGGAAAUAAAACAUGAUUCCAUUGAAACAGUUCAAUCUAUUGACUACAAAACCGCCGGGAUACUCAAAAAGGUCAAAUUUGUCAAAAACAGUUUGACAUUCAAUGUCUCUCUUUUGACCUCAACUUCCUUGUACCUUUACAAUAUCACUUUGGGUAAUAGUAGGGAACACUUGAAAAAAGUGAUUCCUCUAAACGAUUUCCAUGAAUGGUUGGUAACCUCUAGAAAUAUUAUAAUAAAAUUUAAUCACGGACUCUAUGUUUUCGAUUUUAGUGAAUGCUCGGAAUUUAAGUGUGUUCCGCUACCUUCUGGAGAAAUCAGCGCUAGAACUAAUCCGGACUCAAUGUCUGAUGUAAUAAACUCAUGUGCAGAUGAUGAAUCAAUGUUUUAUAUUACCAGGUAUGACAAUAAUGGCACCACAGGAAAUGGUGAGUUGAGACUUUUUAAAAUCAACGAGUUGGGCAUAAUAACCGAAUUGACUGUCCUAAAAAACAUCAAACAUUCAGAAAGAUAUUGUAUAGGGAAAUUAAGUGGCAGAUUUGCUAUCUGUGUGGCUAAAGGGCAAUAUAUAGAGGUGCACAGCCUUUCAAGGUAA
Molecule: messenger RNA, 2004 nt
Organism: Pichia kudriavzevii
Lineage: Eukaryota; Fungi; Ascomycota; Pichiomycetes; Pichiales; Pichiaceae
Exons: 1
Coding region: 1-2004 (667 amino acids)
Source: RefSeq, a predicted model, not a curated record